UCUCUCUCUCAAUUCCUCACGACCUCACUAUUCACUUUUCUUCUCCAUUCACCACCUCCACUCUCAACCACCGCACCUCCCUUUCUUCACGGCCAUGAAAACCGACCUCACUGCUUUAGAGAUACUCGUGCUUGAAAAAUUGUGGAUCUCAUCUACUUCCAAAUCUCAAACCUAUAGGUUGCAAUGAUUACACAAGAUCAAACAGCACAAUGCUGAUGUUUCCAUAGAACGAUUUAAGCCACACCGUUCAUGCUCCAUUCCCGGCCUCACUGUCUUCGCGACGUUCUUCUUCAGUUUGCUCUCUCCGUCUUCACGUUAAUUGUUUGUUGCUUUUGGUUGAAAACGAUUUCAUCAUUAUUGGCAUCCCGCAAUUCAUCUUCUAUGAGCGCCCUCCUCCGUCUUUGCCUUAUCUAGUCAGAUCACCGCUGCCUCUGAAUUUUUCCGGUUCUGUUUAAAGAUGCAGUUUCAACACAACAUAGAGUAGUUAAGUAAGUUAAUGUUGUUAAAUUCAAACACCAAAACUGCAACAUGGGUGCUGGUGGAGAAGGAAUCGAUUUGCAAUUUACUCCUACAUGGGUUGUUGCUCUUGUUUGCACUGUCCUUGUCGCCGUUUCAUUUGCUCUUGUACGUUCUCUUCAUUAUCUUGGCAAGUUUCUUAAGAGGAAAAAUCAAGAAUCACUCUUUCAAGCCUUACAAAAAAUCAAAGAAGAGUUGAUGCUGUUGGGUUUUAUUUCUAUAUUUCUGGCUCAAACACAAAGUCUGAUUGUAGAAAUCUGUGUUCCAGAAAAAUGGAUGCAUCAUAUGCUUCCUUGUAAACUUGACGAAAAAGAAUAUGAAAAAACAGUUGCAAAAUCAAAACCAAAAACAGUUGCACAUUUUCAGACUUUUUUCUCUUCCAAUGAUGUUUUUGGCACUGCUAGACGCCUUCUUAAUGAUAAUUCUGAUCACCAAUCAAAAGACGAACAACAUGGCCAUUGUGCUGCCGAGGGAAAGGUACCUCUAUUAUCUAUGGAAGGACUGCAUCGCCUGCAUAUCUUUAUUUUUGUCCUAGCUAUUAGUCAUGUGACCAUAUGUGUUUUGACUAUGGUUUUGGGAGGAUUAAUCAUUCGUAAAUGGAAGCACUGGGAACACUCUAUUGUUGAAGAUGAAGACAAUGAAUCACAACAUGCUCGGGAGCGGGCGGAGGAGGUGAUUCAUGUUCAUGAGCAUGAAUUUAUACAGCAUCACUUUUUUGGUUUUGGCAAAAAUUCUGCUAUACUGGGAUGGGUGAGAUCAUUUUUCAAGCAAUUUUAUGGAUCUGUGACAAAGUUGGAUUAUGUAACAUUAAGGCGAGGUUUCAUUAUGACUCAUUGUAGGGGAAAUCGACAGUUUAAUUUUCAUAAGUACAUGAAUCGUGCACUUGAAGAAGACUUUAAGAAAGUUGUUGGUAUAAGUUGGUAUCUUUGGAUCUUUGUGGUCAUAUUUUUGUUGCUUAAUAUCAAUGGUUGGCAUGCAUAUUUCUGGAUUGCCUUCAUUCCCAUUAUUUUAAUACUUGCUGUUGGAACCAAGCUAGAACAUGUAAUAAUUCAAUUAGCUCAUGAAGUAGCUGAAAAUAAUUCAGCCAUAGAAGGUGAAUUAGUAGUUCAACCAUCAAACGAUCACUUCUGGUUUAAUCGUCCUCGCAUCGUCCUCUUCUUGAUUCACUUGACCCUUUUCGAAAUUUCUUUUGAGAUAGCCUUCCUUUUCUGGAUACUGGUAAUAUAUGGCUUUGAUUCAUGUAUAAUGGAACAAAUCCAAUACAGUAUUCCAAGGCUCACUGUUGGGGUACUUAUUCAGAUGCUAUGUAGUUGCAGUACCCUACCACUGUAUGCACUGGUUACACAGAUGGGAAGUGACUUUAACAAGGCGAUAUUUGUUGAGGAAAUACAAGCACGUCUGUUUAGUUGGGCACAAAAAGCAAAACAAGAAGUCCAAAACCAAUCUUCCCAAGGAAGUGUUCGUAAUAGUUCAGAUGUUAACAUUGAGAUAGGGUCAGUAGACAGAAGAGGGUCAGUAGACAGAAGAGGGUCAGUAGACAGAAUGAGAGCUACCCCAGAAGAGAGAAGAGGGUCAGUAGACAGAAUGAGAACUACCCCAGAAGAGAGAAGAGGGUCAGUAGACAGAAUGGCAACUACCCCAGAAGACGACAACGGCAUUGUCCCUAUAGAUGAAGAAGAGAAUGUACGAUGAACAUGUAAUCAUGUAACAAUAAUGUUUAUAUAGUUUUAACUUAUCAAAUCAGCAAUGGCUCAGUAAUUGGGGGUGACAUACAUGAUUAGACUUCUUGCUCAUCAUACUGACGUGACUUGAGCUUUAGUCUGAAAUUUUGCAACUGAUAGGUUAUAUUUAAAUUCAACCGAUUACAAUCAAUGAGGUUGAUAAUUCCUCCAUUCACAAUUGUAUUUGUAUUCUUAUUCCCUUGAUCCAU
Molecule: messenger RNA, 2446 nt
Organism: Lathyrus oleraceus (garden pea)
Lineage: Eukaryota; Viridiplantae; Streptophyta; Magnoliopsida; Fabales; Fabaceae
Product: MLO-like protein 1
Exons: 15
Coding region: 529-2208 (559 amino acids)
Biological process (GO): defense response
Cellular component (GO): membrane
Source: RefSeq, a predicted model, not a curated record